This is a messenger RNA of Saimiri boliviensis boliviensis (Bolivian squirrel monkey), 4640 nucleotides long. It is a transcript of the gene GPR135, whose product is annotated as G protein-coupled receptor 135. Lineage: Eukaryota; Metazoa; Chordata; Mammalia; Primates; Cebidae. Gene Ontology annotation, biological process: G protein-coupled receptor signaling pathway. The record is from RefSeq and is a predicted model, not a curated record. Gene Ontology annotation, cellular component: membrane. Gene Ontology annotation, molecular function: G protein-coupled receptor activity.
GCUGGAACCCACGUCAAAGGUUCCGCCGGGUCCCGGGCUGCCGCCACGCCUCCGGCCGAGCCCGGCUCCCCGCAGCGGCCGCUCACCCCCGGCCCCGAGCCAGCUCUCCGGCUGAGCUGCCGCCACCCCCGGUACGGGAUGAGCAGAUCCGCGGCCGCCACAGGGCCCCAUGGAGCAGCCGCCGCCGCCGGCCCGUCCACCAGCGAGCAUGGCCUUACUGGGCAGCCCGCACCCCGGCGCCCCCUCAGCGGCCGGCUCGCCUGGCGGGACUUCCUCCGCGGCGACAGCGGCCGUGCUCUCCUUCAGCACCGUGGCGGCCGCGGGGGCCGCGGGGCUGGGGAACCUGAGCGACGCCAGCGGGGGCGGCACCGCUGCCGGUCCCGCUGGCGGCGGCCUCGGCGGGUCCGGGGCGGCGCGGGAGGCUGGGGCGGCGGUGAGGCCGCCGCUGGGCUCGGAGGCGGCGCCGCUGCUGUCGCACGGGGCGGCGGUGGCGGCCCAGGCGCUCGUCCUCCUGCUCAUCUUCCUGCUGUCUAGCCUGGGCAACUGCGCGGUGAUGAGCGUCAUCGUAAAGCACCGGCAGCUCCGCACCGUCACCAACGCCUUCAUCCUGUCGCUGUCCCUGUCGGAUCUGCUCACGGCGCUGCUCUGCCUGCCCGCCGCCUUCCUGGACCUCUUCACGCCGCCCGGGGGCUCGGCGCCUGCCGCCGCCGCGGGGCCCUGGCGCGGCUUCUGCGCAGCCAGCCGCUUCUUCAGCUCGUGCCUCGGCAUCGUGUCCACGUUCAGCGUGGCGCUCAUCUCACUGGACCGCUACUGCGCCAUCGUGCGGCCGCCGCGGGAGAAGAUCGGCCGCCGCCGCGCGCUGCAGCUGCUGGCGGGCGCCUGGCUGGCGGCCCUGGGCUUUUCCUUACCCUGGGAGCUGCUCGGGGCGCCCCGGGAACUCGCGGCGGCGCAGAGCUUCCACGGCUGCCUCUACCGGACCUCCCCCGACCCCACACAGCUGGGCGCGGCCUACAGUGUGGGGCUGGUGAUGGCCUGCUACCUGCUACCCUUCCUGCUCAUGUGCUUCUGCCACUACCACAUCUGCAAGACGGUGCGCCUGUCGGACGUGCGUGUGCGGCCUGUGACCACCUACGCGCGCGUGCUGCGCUUCUUCAGCGAGGUGCGCACGGCCACCACUGUGCUCAUCAUGAUCGUCUUCGUCAUCUGCUGCUGGGGGCCCUACUGCUUCCUAGUGCUGCUGGCCGCCGCCCGGCAGGCCCAGGCCGCGCAGGCCCCCUCGCUCCUCAACGUGGUAGCCGUCUGGCUGACCUGGGCCAAUGGGGCCAUCAAUCCUGUCAUCUACGCCAUCCGCAACCCCAAUAUUUCGAUGCUCCUAGGGCGCAACCGCGAGGAGGGCUACCGGACUAGGAAUGUGGACGCUUUCCUGUCUAGCCAGGGUCCGGGUCUGCAAGCCAGAAGCCGCAAUCGCCUUCGAAACCGCUAUGCCAACCGGCUGGGGGCCUGCAGCAGGAUGUCCUCUUCCACCCCGGCCAGCGGGGUGGGAGGGGACAUGGCCAUGUGGGCCCGCAAAAAUCCAGUUGUACUUUUCUGCGGAGAGGGACCACCAGAGCCUGUGACUGCAGUGGCCAAACAGCCUAAAUCUGAAGGUGGGGAUACCAGCCUCUAAGGCAGUUGGGAAGGCCAGUUUAUGAAAGCAAAUUUCCACUCAAGUCAUUUAAUGUUAGAGGAUUCUGGGGAGAAUCGUGGAUUUCAUAAAGCCAAACAUUUAAAGCUAGAGACUGGGGGAGGCUUACCACUUUCCCCCAACACAGCAUAAAAGACAAUGUCCCUUUCUUCAAAAGUGCCAGAAGUAAUGUAAAAUGCAAAAAUUAAAACAAUCUUAAACCACAUAACCAAACAUUGUGAACUGUAAGUGCCAAAAAUGACAUAACGUUCACAAUCACUGAAAACCUUAUGUUAUAGGACCACUCUGUGAAACAAAAUAUUGAAUGCAACUAGUAUUGUUCAGCUACAUAGAGUAUCAGGAAUGAAUGGAAACCCUAAGAGCUGUUUGAAAGCCCCUCUAAAUCACUAUCAUCCAGCAAAAUUUUAGAUUCUAGAGCUUGUGUUUCUGACGUGCUUUGGGUGCUUAGACUGGGAGUGGAAAAGUCUUAUCCCAACACACAUUGCUGCACUUCCUCACCCCACUCCCUGAUAACCUUUGUGGGAAAUUUUAAAUUCAUAACCCAUUUAAAAUCAUUUUAGGAUUUUGAAAAGGUGGCUGUUAUUAGGUAAAAUUCAACCAUCUGAAGGGCAAAUAGAGAAAUAUGAACAUAAAGAAAUGUGUCUUUCAAAUGUUUUCCAAGAUUAUAUGUAAAAUUAACAUUCCUUCCACCCGCAUCAUACCCCCAAAAUGAUCUGCACUGGAAAACUUUGAAGCUUUAUCCUUACUCUAACCUGCUACUUUUAUUUCUGAUGAAUUUUGGGAUGUUGCUCUCAGAAGACUUUCACAUUUAAAAAAAAUGUUCAUUGUAGAAAAUAUUUGAAUUUUGAGGUAAAUAUGAUUUUUGAAUACAGCCAAAAAUAUAACUUGAAGUCAAGUUGAUUGAAUAAGGUGAGUGAUGACACUUUAUUUAAAUUAUUAUUAUUUUUUAAAUGAGACCUCUAUAAAGCAACAAAAUUGGCUUUCCUAUGUGGUUUUAGCCAACUGAAAAUGGUUCCAAAGAGGAAUUCUAAAAAUAUUUUGAGAAGCAACCUCUUGUAAUGAACAUAGACUUUUCCAAGAAGAUCCUAAUCUACUUUUAGAAAUUUGGUAUAUUUUGUGUUCUUUAAAAUAGCUGAUGGUUGCCUUAUAGCUAUGACUUGUCUAAGAUAAUGUAGUAGGUGUGGGACUAUGCAUAACAGAGUAUUAAAACACAGGCCUAAAGUUGGAAAAGAACUUCAAGCAAACUGAAAAUAUCUUCAGAAAUUUACAAAUCAAUUAUGCUUUUAAAAUUUCUAUCUUAUCAGAAAAGGUGGGUUUUUUACAAUAAUUCAAAAGCAUAAUUCAGGAUUUGUGUAUGUGACCUUUCUCAUAUUAAAUAUGACUACACAAAGAAUCAUUUACUCAGAAUUUUUUUAAAUGUUAUUUUUUCCUAUUUCUUUCCCUUCAUCCUGCCCCUCUUUUCUUCAAUAUUUCACAGCCUUAAUUGAACAAGUUAUUUACAGUUGAUGUGAAAAGACAGCUGUCAUUCCAGGAUUUCAAUAUGAAAUAGCCAGUGUUUUCUUCUUGUAAAGUAUUUAAAUAUAUUUUUUAGUAUUUCUUUGUUUGACAAGUGGGUACAUGUCAUUAUUUUGUAAUCAAAGGUAGAAAUACAUGAUUCAUGUCAAAGCUAAAAAUGUUUUAAUUUUUUCUGCUUCUCAGGGUAUCAUCACAAAUCAGAAGUUUAUAAAUUGUAUGUAUUUUGCUACACUCAAUGUAGUACAAAGUAGGUGAAAUAAUCUCUCCUCUCUAGCCCUUACUUUAUAAAGCAUAUAUAGACUUUAUGCAGCUGGACUAACAAGAACAAGUAUCUGCAGUAUUUGCCUGUUAAAGCCAAAAAAACAUUGUGUAUUUUUUGGCACCGAGUCACUUUUGGGAUUUAGAGAGAAAUGAUAAAGUCUUCCAAUUAUAAAAGACAUCAUAGAAUAGGAAUUACACUUGUGAAUAAAGGGCAGAAAGAGAGAGAUCUAGAGUAAGGAGGUGAGCAUGUUGCAAAAUAGUGUGUUGCCUGAGAAGAAGAAUUGAAGAAAGGAAUUGGAAAAUAAAUGUGAUAUAGAAUAAACCUACCUGGUGAGUGAAGGGAAAAUCUGAGAGAUUGAAAGUGACAAGGUGAUGGCACGAAGGACUUUAAGGAAGAAAAGGAAUUCCAGCCCUACCUCUUCAGUGGUAGGAAGUUUUAGGAAAGGCAUAGCUUGUGAAAGAGACCAUUCUGUUAGUGGCUCUUAAGAGUCAUGGUAGGCAAGAAUUGGAGGGGAAAAAGAGAAAGUUGUUCAUAAAUUACUGAACAAUUUACAAUGCUGCAAAUUGUUUGUUUUUAAUCCAAGGCUCUCCAACUAUUUAGUGGUAGAACUGGGGUUUGAACUAUAAUCUGUUUGGCCUCAAAGCCCCAUGUUUGUUUCUUUCUAUCCCCACAGAAGUCUACAGGUAAGGAAACCAAGAAUGAUCAGUUACGGUACUGUUACCAUUAUCAUCAGCAUGACCAUCAUCUACCAUUUUUGUUUUCUACUUUUUAUAAGGGCAACUUCCUAGGUACUAAGGCUACUAAAAAGUAGAAGCCACAAUACUCAUCUGCAGCGGGCUUACAGCCUCAGCAAGGACAUUGAGGCUUUGUGAGAACAAUCAGCCAUAACCAGUUUACUUGUGGAGAAGAAAAAGUGUAGCAUUUUCAGAAGAGGCUGUCAAAGAAAAGAGAUGAAUUUGGAAGCAAGAGAUAUGCAGGUAUAGAUCAGCAACCCGUUUGACCCAGUGUAAGUACUUAAACAACACCUCAAAAGAUGAAGAAGGAAUGAUUCUCAAAAUAGUCUAAGACUUCGUUUCCUCAUGCUUACUGUGAGUAUGCAAUUAUAGUGACUUUGUGGGGAAAAGAGAAAUAGAAGCUAUGAAAUAUUGAAAUGGAUUAAAUAUUGAGUACUAUGUAAAA